This is a messenger RNA of Mauremys reevesii (Reeves's turtle), 3763 nucleotides long. Its product is annotated as protein SSUH2 homolog. NCBI's taxonomy places the organism in Eukaryota, Metazoa, Chordata, Testudines, Geoemydidae. Bases 138 to 1325 code for a protein of 395 amino acids. The record is from RefSeq and is a predicted model, not a curated record. The transcript is spliced from 13 exons.
CAACCAAACCAGCAAACGAAGGGUGCGGAGGACGUAACCGAAAGCAGGGGGCUGGCUUCCCCCAAGGAAAAGUUGGGUGUGGGUGGGGAGGCGAAGCGGAGCAGCCCAGCACCAGCGUUCAGGACCCCCCGGCAGCGAUGGCAGCGGAGGGCCAGGCGAUCAGAGUUUCCAGCCAGAGUUAUGGAGCUGUUGAUCAGAUGUCUCAUGCCUCUGCUGAAGGAUAUUUUGGUGCCAUCGUUCCUGAUGACAUUACUAGUGGAAAAGAACCGUCUGCUCCCCCUGCUUAUCCCAUGGACGAUGUCUCUGGCUAUGAAGGCACAGCUCUGGGUGAUGGUGGAGGAAAAGGUUUACCGCCUCCAUCAGAUCUGGUGACUGAUCGCGGAGGUGGGCCCCCUCCAGCCCAAACAGACUGGAACAUUCCUGCUGUUUCAGAAGAUGCAGCCAAAGAAGCUCUUAUACAGUACGCAGCCAGUAAGUGCUGCUACAGCUCAGCCCCUGCCAAGGAAAUGGUGUUUCGGACUCUGCAGCCAUUCAACACCUACAGAUAUCGGCUAGAGACCUUCACUGAAUCCAGAUCAUCUGAGUGGAAGACAACACCUUACAAGGGUGAAUUUGUUGACUCUUUUUUGCUUGGGCCAGCUCCUUUGCCAUGGACUAUACAAGUGGAAGUUCCUACCAUGUUCACAGACAACAUAACCAGAGUCAAAGUGCCUCACACGUCUUCAUUAAAGGGCUGCCAUAAUUGUCGAUGUUCAGGUACAAUUCCCUGCACAAAGUGUCAUGGAAGAAGAAAGGUACAGUGCUGGAUUUGUCAUGGCUCUGGGAAACAACUGAGUAAGGACAGGUGCACACACUGCGGAGGUUCUGGACGGAGCAGAUGCAACAGUUGUUCUGGUUCAGGCCACAAAACCUGCAUAACGUGUGCAGGAAAAGGACAGUUGCUGUACUACAUUGAGCUUCAAGUCAAAUGGAAGAACAACAUUUUUGAAUACGUGGCGGACCAAAGAUCUGGGUUUCCUGCUGAUCUCUUCAAGGAGGUCACUGGGCAGAAGAUGUUUGUUGAUGAACAGUCCAUGGUUUACCCUGUUGUGAAUUUUCCUGAUCCUUCCAUAAGUCAGGCUUCCCAAAAUGCUCUUGUGCAACAUCACACUCAGUUUGCAUCCACAUCUCGUGUACUGAGACAGAGGCAAACUAUUGAGCUGAUUCCUCUUACUAAAGUGGAAUACGAAUGGCAAGGGAAACGGUAUUCCUAUUAUGUGUAUGGAGAUGAAAAUAGGGUGUAUGCAGAGAACUACCCCAAAAAGUGCUGCUGCUCCAUUAUGUGACUGACUGAUCUCUUCUCAGAAUGCCAAGGCCAAUGGCUGUUGUCCAGAAACAUACAAAGAAAGGAUUAAUCUAGUACUAUUUUUGUUUUGUUUUGGUCAAUAGAAGUUCAUUGAUUUGCACGGAUGGGGCAGGCUGCAGCAGGAUGAAAUCAGGGGAGCAAAAGGUUUGUCAAGUUGAUUAUUCAGUUCCAGGACUGGAUCCUGUAUGUAUGUCACAGUUUCUGUGGGCGACUGGGGGUUUGCUGUGGCUCUCCCUGUCCCACCCUUGCCACUGGUAGAAUGCAAACUCAAUUUUGGAUUACAAUCCCAUUUAGUUUCUACACUACGUGUGGGCCUGGCCUAAUCUACUUUUACUCAGAGUUCACUGGGUCUCCUGGUGUUAAUAAGGUCUAAAUUUUUAUGAGUAAGGAAAUACAAGGAAAACAGGUCCUAGAUCUUUGUCUUCCAUUAUCAGUAAUAGUAAAAAUGAUGUGACCCAACAGUCUGCUCUGUGUUACAUUAGGGAAACCCACUGACUUCAGUGAAGUUGGACCAGUGUAAAUCAAACCAAAUUUUGGACUGAAGGUACUAACAUUGGUGUGGAUCAAGCAGUGGUGGUUAGUACGUGGCUGCACUCCAGUAAUGCUGACUGCACAGUUCCCUUUGUUGUUUGUGGAUUCUUUUAUUCUUGCCACAACUGAGAGUUCAGUGAUAAUAUGGUACCAGGCACAAGUUGAAAAGGUUUUGCUGUGAACCUUCAGAGUUUGCGACUAGCUCAGCAAACAGCAUGUGGAUGGUAGUGACGCAUCUGACAUUUUUAGAAUGUCUGUCUCCACUGCAGUGCUUGGCUUGCUGGUUCAGCCAUCAAUAAUCUUGUCUGUGGGAAACACAGAGGCAGCAUUUUAACUCUUCUAAUAGAAUCUCCAAAUGAAGCUAAACAGAGAAGGAAAUAGGACAAAUUGUGGAUUUUUUUUUAAAUUAAGCAUAUAGGGCCUGACCAAAAGCCUUUUGAAGUCAAUGUGAAUCUUUCCAUGACUUCAGUGGAUCAGGUCUCUAAUGCAUAUUGUUAAUCAUCCACUAUCAAAUUCUAAUCUUUCUUGCUGCUGAGUUUUCAGCAUGUUUGGAUUGUACCUCAUUUGCCAUGUGACUGUGAUACAUGCACACACAUCUAUAGUUUCUCUUUCUGUACAAAUGUCAUAGUAAUAAAAGAUGACUAGGUAGUAUUCCUGUUAAGAAUAAAUUUAUCUGGGCAGUUGUGCCAACAACACUAUAGUACUAAUGCCCAAGUGAUUACUUGCACGUGCUUGUCAAAUCCAGUUUUUGUAGGUGGGAUAUAACCAGGGUGGACUGCAUUGUUCUUUUAAAUAGUCAAGUGGGAUUUAGUGGUUGUGAUAAGAGCUCCAGAGAAGCUAUUUGUUCACAUAUCCAGUAUAAGCAAUGGGAGCUUAAACGUCCUCCUGUUCUGCUAACACAUUGUCAGUGUGCCCUAACCUUGACCUGGAGGGAUCAACUCUGGGGCUAAGAUGGUAGCCCAGCUGCCAUACUACUCAGUCUUUGUCCUCUGCCAAGAUUAUCAAUAGUUCUAAUUGGUGUCAGUUUAUUGUUAUUACUAUUAGUUGUGUUGCACGGGAGCCCCACUCAUGGACCAGGACCCCACUGUGCUAGCACUGUAUGAACCCAGAACAAAAAGUGAGCCCCUGCCCCAAAGAACUUACAAUCUAAAUAAGAGUUUACAAUCCAGUUUUGCUGGUGUUGUCCACUAGGAAAAGGACUGAAAUCACUAACCAAUUUUGCAUAGGACAGGGAAAGGCCAUCAGCUUUGAUGACUUGGAAGUGACCUAGACGAACCAGUGCUAAUGACUGCAUGGGUAAAAUUUUCAAAAGCACCUAUGUCUCAUUAAACAUGGACUCCUAAGUCACUUAGGUGCUUUUGAAAAUGUUACCCUAUGUUUAAUAUUUACUUGGGUAACAGUGUAUCUUACCUAAUAUUUUCUGAGCGAAAACUACUUUCAGACCAAUUUAUUGCUGCUAAUGACUUCUGCAAUGAGAACCCAAAGUAUUAGUCACCAUAAACAGAAUAAUUGAACCCCUGAUACCAGCAGUCAGGAUCGGGUUAUUUUUGAUGCCACUGCAAGAAUCAUAUUACUUAGUAUGUUUGUAACACUUCACCAAUUAUAAACAGUCAGCUUUAAAUUCAGGGAUGUUUAGAAAGCAUCUCUUUUCUGAUAGUGAAUGUAAGUUCGGAUGGGCAAUGGAUCAGAAUUUAACAGACUCUGGUACCCUUUGCUUAUACAUCUAAGGUAAAAGAGGGCUUGUUCUGUUGUAGAAUUGAUACAAGUGUCUGGGGUGCAGGGGCGGCUCUACGAAUUCUGCCGCCCCAAGCAGGGCGGCGCGCUGCACCACUCGCGCUGCCGGACGCCGGUCCCGCGCCUCCGCGGGACCUCCCGCAGACGUGCCGC